[Torrubiella] hemipterigena is the source of this 1106-nucleotide messenger RNA. Lineage: Eukaryota; Fungi; Ascomycota; Sordariomycetes; Hypocreales; Clavicipitaceae. The record is from the annotation of a GenBank genome assembly.
CAUCUUGUCGGCGUCGUUAUCCACCGUCGGCAGACCUGCAUUUCAACGCCGCGCCUGAACUCGUUUUGCUAUAUAUAUCCCUGGGAUCCAGCCUCCCUUGAGAUGAAAGAUACUACCAUCUGAUAACCCAGGUGUCCCCUUCCUAGAAUCACAUUUUUUUCUCUUCUUCUUUAUUUCAGCCCUCCUACAACAUGAAAUACGCUACUAUCCUCACUGCACUUGCUGCAUCGGUGUCUGCUGCCCCCAGCGUCUCAGAGCGUGAUGCAGACGCCGCGCUAGUCCCUGACUUCCCGCGCGCCUACUACCACAGCAAGGACAGCAGCAACAGCGGCUCUGACAAUUGGGCUGGUGUUGUUCGCACAGCCAAUGUCAGCUUUGCACACGCUACUAUGAUCAUGCCGCUCAUUGUCCCGGGCCGCAAUGCGCCUACUGCUGCCGUCUCAGCGUGGGUGGGCAUUGAUGGCUCCCAGUGCGGCCGCGCUCUGCUGCAGACGGGCGUGGAUAUCUUGGCCAAUGGCAAAUUCUCACCUUGGGCUGAAUGGUACCCGGAUGACUUGAUUGAGUUUCAGGGUUUUGACAUUUCAGCCGGCGACAAGAUUGGCUUUACUGUUAUUGCGCACUCGCCUACUUCGGGAACUUGUAUCUUGGACAACUACACCACAAACAAGCAGGUCAAGCGUGAGUUUACUCAGGGACCGACGCGCCUGUGCUUGAUGGAGGCGGAUUGGAUUUUGGAGGAAUACGAUGAGAAUGGCCGCAAGGUGCCGCUGCUGGACUUUGGCAUGCUGGCUUUCCACAAUGUCAUGGCGGACGGACACAGCGGACAUGUUACAGCCGCAGGAGGUGAAAUCAUCGAUCUUGUUACUGAAGACCGCCGAAGUAAGACAAAGUGUGAGAUUCUAAAGGGUGAUGUGGAGUGUACAGCUAUUCUUCCCAUUUAGACGCUGGGUCUGGUGUGUAUAGAAGAUAGUCGGUCGUGGUGGUGAUGUGACUACAGUUUUUGUAUAUUUUUUUUUUGAAGGGAACGGCGUUUAUUAUUAUUAUUAGAGGCAUUACGUAUGCACAAGUAUAUUUUUAUAAAUAAAUAAAAAUCUGCAUCUUGUUUG